This is a messenger RNA of Pelobates cultripes (western spadefoot toad), 13754 nucleotides long. The record is from the annotation of a GenBank genome assembly. Lineage: Eukaryota; Metazoa; Chordata; Amphibia; Anura; Pelobatidae.
UCCAAGAUGGCGUCUCCCCUGUGAGGUGUUUGUGUGUGGAGCUCGCUGAGGGAGCUGUGUCGGGAAGAUGAUUGGGUCCCCGGACCUGGUGGCCUUCACGAGGGAGGAGGAGUAUGAGGAACAGCUGCAGAGCCCCCCUGGGCUCCCCGAGGAGUACACAGUGCCCCUAUUCCCCUUCCCUGACCCGGAUAGCAGCCCCUGGUCCAGGCUCUCAGGGGCCAAAUUCACCAGGGACUUUAUCCUCAUCUCUGAAUUCUCCGAGCAGGUGGGGCCCCAGCCCCUGCUCACCAUCCCUGAGGACCAGAGCGUCCGAGGGGUCUUUGACCUCAACUAUUUCUCCCUGCGCAUCAUGUCUGUGGACUACCAAGCCUCCUUUGUUGGGCACCCACCUGGAUCCUCCUACCCAAAACUCAACUUCGUGGAGGACUCCAAGGUGGUCCUGGGGGACUCCAAGGAAGGGGCAUUCGCUUACGUCCAUCACCUGACACUGUAUGACUUGGAGGCGCGGGGUUUCGUGCGACCCUUCUGCAUGGCCUAUAUCUCCGCAGAUGAGGAGAAGAUCAUGCAACUGUUUUUGGAUCUCUCCAAUGACUUCUCCAAGGCCUCGGAUUGUCUUAAGACUGGUAACAGAAAGGCGUUCGCCAACGAACUGGAAAAGAAGCUUAAAGAUUUGGAUUACACCCGGUCUAUAUUGCUGGCCCACUUGGAAGAGCAGAGGAAGACGGAUGACAAGGGAUUUUACACGACACAGGCCAUUGACAAGGCCAACGAACUUGCCAAUGUGGAGAAAUCGAUUAUUGAACACCAGGACCUUUUGAAACAGAUACAGUUGUAUCCGUAUAGAAAGUUGAAACCCAAUGAAGAUUUUCAACCGUAUUCUCCAGAACGUGUGCCCAAUGACACUCUGACUAGUGAUUCUGAACAGACUGUCACUUUUUCUGACACAGAGGAAAACCCUCCAGAAGAGGAGGCAAAUGCCUAUCCUACUAGAUUAGCAUACACGCCAAAAUUCAUAAUGGCAAAAUCUGCCAAAAGUUUUGCUAAAAAAUUGAAAACUUUAGAGGAACUUGUUGAUGUAUACUUCUUUACACAAACAAUAGAUUUGCUCACAAGGUUAGAAAAACGGUAUAGAGGUGAUAUAAGCUACCUUUUAAUGCGUCACCUUGAUAAUACCCUGUUGGCGCAGCAACAAAUUUCAAACUUCUUGUUUGAAGAUGUGUCCACUUGGAGUCCAAAUGUGCCUGAUAAGCGUUACGAGGAUAAACUGGAAGUUUCUCAAAAUUUGCACAAUUCCAAAUGUUUGGAGGAGCCAGAGUCUCUUAAACCUUCAGCGAGUUUGGAAUCCUACAAGUCAAGUGUAGAGUCAGUCCCUAUAAAAAUUGAACAGGACUUGUUUAAUGAAAAUUGUUGUACAGAGCAGUUGGAGUUGGGCAGUGGUGAUAAUGCAGAAGUUACUGAAUAUCUUGAUGUGGAUAUCAAAGGGAGCGUAAGUAGCGGUGACAGCAUUGAAGUGCUGAGAACAGAGAGAUCUACUUCAGUGCUUACACAUUCAGAGAGUCAACCAUGCAUGCGGCUUCAUCCAAGUCCACAGCCACCUCGGAGGAGGGCAGCUGGCAAGAGAACUAUUAGUGAGGACAGUAUUGAAGUACUUAGCACAUGCACAUCAGAAACUGUAAUACCUGAAGAUUUUAGGGCAGCUUACCAAAUCGCCAUUAACGAAGAAGAACCAUGUUUAGAUGAGGAAAGUGGAGAGCCUCCAUGCAGUGCUGGUGCUAAUGAAAAAUCUGAAACGCCUGUCAAUGAAUUGCAAGAAGAUCCUGCUUGCUGCAUUGUUGCAGAUAAUUUAAGCACUGUGCAGCAUAAUGGAGACCUAGAUCCAGACCCUGCUGGGGGAGACACUGUCAUUCGUGUUCCACCUCAACCAUACAGAUUCUCAGACCCGACAUUUCAAGUGAAACUCUUUGUGGACAAGGAUGAGAAUCUUUCUGAUGAACCUGCCUGCCCAGUGCUUUCCUAUCAUGAACCAGAGUCCAGCCAUUUAUUAAGCAGUAGGGAAGCUAAACAACUGACUCUUGAAUACUCCGACUCAUUGAGUCACAAGAGCAGUGCUUCUACUUGUUCUGAUAGGACACCUUCUCCUCCUCCUGUUGUAGGUGCCACUGAACGUCACAGAAGGAAAGCUGGUCAUAAUGCAUUAAGGUUUAUCAGACAGUACCCCUUCUCCCAUCCUGCCAUUUAUUCACUUUUGAGUGGGAGAACGCUAAUAGUAUUGGGAGAAGAGGAGGCCUUUGUUAAAAGACUUGUGACUGCCCUGUCUAUAUUUGUCCCCAGCUGUGGACUUGCUGCCAAACCUAUAAAGCCCUGGGUCACUACCCCUCUGCACAUCACAGAUUUUCAGAAGUGGAAACUGAUUGGACUUCAAAGGUACAGUAUUUAGUGUAAAGUUAAAAGCGCUGAAGUUUUCUGCAUAAACUGCUUGCAUGGCCCUCAAACUAGUUCCUUUCUCCAAAUGAGUCAUAUACACUAAAAGGGAACAGGAAUUUGGCAUUAGUUGUGAAGAGAUUUUUCCUAUCGCAAUUUAAUAAGCACAUGUGUUGAGAAUCACACCCAUAUAAAUAGUUAUAACUUCCUGAGUGAUCAGCAACACCCAAGUUAUUAACCCCUUGAGAAAAGGGGGGAUGUGUCAGGUGGUCACUCCAAAACAGAAAGUCAAUAGGCAGCAGUAACCGAUACAAGGAUUCCCAGCCUUGUAAAGAAACAGUAUAGAAGAAAAAGGAGGAAACCGCGCCUUGCAUAAGUUGUAUAUACAUACACUUGAUGUUUCUUAGUAGUUGUGGAUAAUUUAUCCUCAAAGAGAGAACACAAAGAGAAUAUACAAUAGUGUAAUAUGUUUAACAAUAUUGAAAAAAGGUGAUAAAUGGAGGUAUUUUAGACUCACAUUUGGUAGAGCUAUUAUGGGAGCUCUACCGUAAUUUGCAUGGACGGUAUAAUCCCCGUUUUAGGAUUAGAGGUCCAACGUCUUUGGCACUCCGAUGGUGUAGUGGUGCAGAUAAAAAUGGAAAAGAAGAAACUCCAAUGGUAUAGUAGUUCCAGCUCCAAGUAUAAAUUAAUAAAUGAAAGUAAUUAUACUCACAUUUGCUAGAGCAGACAACUUGCUCUAGUAUAUAGGGCUUGCAGUGGUAUAAUCCCCACUGUAGGAUAUGUAGGCCAGGAAGUUGAUGAUGAAAAUAAAUUGUAUAGUAAAAUAGGGUAUCACUUUAAAAGAUAUAUUUAGUGAUAACACAAGUAAAAUAAAAUGCUAUAUAAGUGUUAUUUUAUAUAGCAUUUUAUUUUACUUGUGUUAUCACUAAAUAUAUCUUUUAAAGUGAUACCCUAUUUUACUAUACAAUUUAUUUUCAUCAUCAACUUCCUGGCCUACAUAUCCUACAGUGGGGAUUAUACCACUGCAAGCCCUAUAUACUAGAGCAAGUUGUCUGCUCUAGCAAAUGUGAGUAUAAUUACUUUCAUUUAUUAAUUUAUACUUGGAGCUGGAACUACUAUACCAUUGGAGUUUCUUCUUUUCCAUUUUUAUCUGCACCACUACACCAUCGGAGUGCCAAAGACGUUGGACCUCUAAUCCUAAAACGGGGAUUAUACCGUCCAUGCAAAUUACGGUAGAGCUCCCAUAAUAGCUCUACCAAAUGUGAGUCUAAAAUACCUCCGUUUUCUUUAUCACCUUUUUUCAAUAUUGUUAAACAUAUUACACUAUUGUAUAUUCUCUCUGUGUUCUCUCUCAUUAACCCCUUGAGGACUGAGACAGUUGUACAAGUUGUGAUCAAAACGUAAACAAAACCUUGAAUUUGCGCUGGAUGUCUGUUCAGGCAAAAUUCACCUCUUUCAUAUUAAAGGGACACUCCAGGCACCCAGACCACUUCUGCCCAUUGGAGUAGCCUGGGUGCCAACUCCCACUACCCUUAACCCUGCAAGUGUAAUUAUUGCAGUUUUUUAUAAACUGCAAUAAUUACCUUGCACGGUUAACUCCACCUCUAGUGGCUGUCUACUAGACAGCCACUAGAGGGCACUUCCUGCUCUAUAGCACCUCCAGCGUAGCUCAGUUCCCCAUAGGAAAGCAUUUUCAGUGCUUUCCUAUGGCGAGCUCUAAUGCGCAUGCGCAUUAGGUCUCCCCGGCUGGUUGGCAGGAUCAGUCUCAUCCACCGGCCUACAUAAUCACUGGGAGGAGUGGCGGCGAGCAGAAACCACUGCCGAGGGACAUCAGCGGGGUCCUGGCACUGGAGUUUCCCUUUAAAUGCAACCACACUUAUUAUAUAUCAUUUUGUUCAGGAGAAACAGGACUUUCAUGUCAAAUCAAUAUUUAUAUAUUAAACAUAAUUUAAUAUGAAUACAAUGUGAAAAUGCACAUAUUUGUAUUCAGUCAAGUCUCACAAGUAAAAUAGCACCCCCCAAGUACAGUUUUUAGUACUUAAUUUACCACAUUAAAUUUUUUUAGUUUACACACAUUGAAAUUCGCCAGAUUGUUUACGUUGCCUUUGAGACCGUAUGGUAGCCUAGGAAUGAGGCCAAAGUUAGCAUUCUAAUUUGUAUGUGUGAGGGGAAAAUGCAAAAAACAGAUUUGGACGCUAAUUUUGGCCACUGUUGGUGACUAGUGGCUACUAAAAAAGACUGAACAUACCCCAUUUGCAAUACCUUGGGUUGUCUGCUUUUGCAAAUGGUAUGCCAUCAUGGGGGUAAUUCUCAUUCCUGGGCUACCAUAUGGUCUCAAAGGCAUCAUAACCAAUCUGGUGAAUUUUAAUAUGAAAAUUCUGUAACUUUUGAAAACACCAUAAAACGUGUACAUGGUGGGUACUGUUAUACUCGAGAGUCUUCGCUGAACACAAAUAUUAGAGUUUCCAAACAUUACAACUUAUCACAACAAUAAUAUCAUCAGUGUAAAUGCCGUUUGUGUGUGAAAAAUGCAAAAAAAACUGCUCUUUCACAGACAAUCAUUGUUGUGUGAUAUAUAUAUAUAUAUAUAUAUAUAUAUAUAUAUAUAUAUAUAUAUUUUUUUUUUUUUUUUAAUGGUUUUGAAACACUAUUAUUUGUGAUCAGCGAAGUCUCCUGAGUAAAACAGUACCCCGCUAUGUACUGUUUUUAUGGUGUCUUGGAAAGUUACAGGGUUAAAUAUAGGGCUUGCGUACCAUAUUCUCUAGACUUUCUGCCUGGUUGUCAGGCAAGUCCCUCAAAUAGUAAUUAAUGAAAUGACCUUAAUCAUGUAAAAAUAUUAAUAAAUAUAUAUUAGAAUUUUUAUAUAUAUAUAUAUAUAUAUAUAUAUAUAUAUAUAUAUAUAUAUAUAUAUAUAUAUAUAUAUAUAUAUAUAUUACAUAUAGAUGUAUAUUUAUAUCAAAAUACAGUUGGAGUGAAAGUAUACAGGUAUAUAACUUUUUUUCAAUUUUAUUUCAUCAAUUAUUUUUUAAUUUUUUAAUUUUAUUUAUUUAUAUAUAUAUAUAUAUAUAUAUAGUCAUUAAGUGUAUUUUAAUAUUUAAUAUUACAGUACACUUAGAUUAAUAGUGUGUGUAUGUGCAUAUAAAAGUACUUAGAUUAUAUAUAUAUAUAUAUAUGAUCUAAGUCAUUUACUGUAUUAAACCUUUUUUUAUUUUUUUAUUUUACUAACGAUGAAAACUUUUUUACAGGCAGCAGUGGGACAGCCUGAGAGCUCAGGCAGUCCCCCUGCUGGCAUUGUAUGAGCCAGCUAUUCCGGCCAUGUGAUUACAAGGACCCCUUAAUCACAUGGCCCUCGAGGUCCGGAUCGGGGGCUGCUUGGGCUCCCAGGCAGCCCCCCCGGAUCGCAACUUCCGACAUGGGAUCGGCGGGGACCCGGUAAGUCCCCUGGACGGCGAAGACGUUCUGUGCCACCCUACAGCGUUUAGGACUGCCCAAAAAAGGACGCCAUAGAACGCCCGCUGUCCUUAAGAGGUUAAUAUUUGUACACAAGUGAUUUUUGUUUUAAGAUAUCUGUAUUUAAAUUUAAAGGAACACUCCCACACCCAAAACAACUUCAGUUCAUAUAAAUUGUUAUGAAACAAGUAGUAGUGCCCAAGCACCGUCUUACAUUCAGUGGUUAAACUGUUUUUCAAAGGUGUAUUCCCAAAUCUGGGGCUCUAGUGCUGACACAGAUGAUCCCCCAACUUCCCUUCUCUUAUGCAGUAGGGCUGAAGUUUAGCUGCGUUCCCGGUAAUAGACUUAGAGCACCCCCAAUUUAAUGGUUAAACAGUUUAACCCUAUGAAGGUAUGACUGUGCCUGGACACUCCUGCCAAUUUAUUAUUUGUUUUGUGAUAAAUGAUCUAUUUAUUGCUUUUAGAGCUGUUAUUUGUUAAAGUGUACUUUUCAUGACUGGUUCACUCUAAAGGGUUAUUCCAACCACCAUGGCCACUUCUAUUUUUUGAAGUGAUCACGGUGGUAGGAGUCUGGAAAUACUUGAAACCAUGCACAUUUAGAUAUAUUUUCAAUUUUGUGUCGGGUGCAAGUUGCGCCCUCGGCACAUGUGACUUAGCCCUGAGCUUCCAUCGGGGAGAUUUGCCUGGUGCUGGAUUGAGUUAAGCAAAGCGUCUUUUAUAACACUGUUUGAACGUUUAUUUUGGGGUGGCAUGUAGAAUUAUGAAAAUAGGGCAUUAUUCUAUUUCACACAAAGGGUUGGAGAAAUCUGCAUUCAUAAUAUCAGUUGCAUCCACAAAUGUAUUUAUUUAUAAAACAUUUUACCAGGAUGGAUACAUUGAGAUUUCUCUCGUUUUCAAGAAUACCCUGGCAUUGUUUGGCUGAGUGCCUGCUCAAGGACUAAUUUUUCUGUAAAUUUGCUCAUCACUGUAUUGUUUUGUUUUAGAUUUUCUCCUUGUUCAAAUAAUAUAUAUUUAAUUGUAUUGCUUCUAAUGUUUUUGUGCUAUAGAGAAGCCUCUCCAUCCGGGUCUCACAUCAUGCACUCCCUGAACCGGUAUAGCCGAUAUGCCAGUGUCCUGGAUGCAGACAACAAAACACUCCGCUGUCCUGUGUAUAAGGGUACCCUCCUUCAAAGAAUGGCUGACCAUCGCACACAAAUCAGAAAGGGCAGCACAUACUACAUGCACGUGCAAUGUAUGCUAACACAGCUGAGCUCCAAGGCUUUCCUGUUCACAUUCUGCCCUCACGCUCAUCUCGCAAUCCAUGAGAAAGAGAGCGAAGAGUCUAUUGCUCAGCGGAGGGCUGUCUUUCUACACCAGCUGCUUGGCCUCUCCCAGGAGGACAGUAGGAUAGUGGAAUACCUAUCCGAGCUUCUCAAAAUGCAUUAUCUGAGAUCCUCAGGAACGCAACUCCUCCCUGUUCUCAGGUUCGACUAUAUCCCUAGCUUUUUAUACAAAAUCUGACCCUCCACGAUGCCAUUUAAGUACUUUCUUCUCUCAGAGAGGCUGUGGGUGACUUACGGAUGCAGACCCAACAAUGGAGCAUGACAAUUUUGCACCACAAGCCAGGAUAUAUAGUUGAGGAAGUUUAUCUAGUUGAUGGUUUGUGUUGUUUUGUGUAUGUUUAUAUAUAAUUUUAUGGUACCGGUUAUCUGAACACAUACUACUGAGAAAGCAGAAUGCCAGCGCAGCCAGGUGGGUCACCGAGUAUUACCCAGAGUGUCUAGAUACAGGGAGUGAUCAUUUUCUUAGCCAUUGGAAGCCAGUUUGGCUAUGCCAUGUGAAUGGAUAUUAUUUGCUUUUUAAACCUCUGUUAGAGGUUGUGCCGCAUCAUUUUGUCUGUAAAUAUUUCAUCUCAUUGACUUGGUUAUAGUGCCUGGAUACUUUGGCACUGUCCUUUCAGUAUUAAACUAUUUUCAAAUAGUUUUACACUAAAUGAGUCCUUGGCCUCUCACAGCCCCGCCUUUAUUGGAGGCGUGACUAAUGCAGAGAAUAUACUUCCUUCUACCCAUACAAAUAGAGAUCAGCAAUGGGUGUUGUAAAAGGCUGAAAGUGGCCAGUUCACACGAUCAGUAAAUCUUUGCUGCCCACUUUUGCUGAGGCUAAUGCUUCUUCAUUAGCUCAUGCAGCACAAAGGAUAAGGAUUGCUGUGGAAACUCUUUAGCAGUAAAACAUUAACAGUGCUUGGCUUCAUAUUCUAUAAUCACUUCAAUGAGAUGAAGCAGUUACACUGCCUACAGUGUACCUUUAAAGGACAACUGUCAUACUUUCACUUCUCAUUUUUAUUUUUAAAUCUUUAUUCGAUUUAAGGAAACUUAGUGGUUUGUUUUUUUAGGGAAAAAAAAAAAAUCACUUUCUCUGUGUGAGCAGGCAUCUAGGUCAGAUUAUAUUAUCUGCUUUGAUUGCUUCGUGCGGCAAUUUAGGUUGAGCAGCAGUUUUUCAGAUAAUAGUAGAAUCUGACCCAACAUAACUGCUCAGGUAGAUAAUAAAAAAGAAACCAAAAAACCUUUUUUCAGUAAAUGUAAUAAACUUUAAACAAAAAAAAAAGUGAAAAUUUGAUGGCCUCUCCACAUGAUGGCAAGUUAAAGUCUAGAUAUUCUUGUGAUAAGUCAUAGGCAUUGAAGCUUAUCAACAGCACUAGGCAUUAGCUAUCCCUGCUCCAACACAGAUCAUCCUCAGUUUAUAUUACUAUAUUUAGUUUUUUUGUUUUGCAAUAUGGAUUGCCCUGAAACAUAUUCAACAGAACCGAAAUCUUCCUGAUGUUACAGAAUAAACUAACAGCAAUCUUGCAUUGUGCUUUCUAAGAGGAACCAGCACUAUAGAAUCUAAUCAGAAUGCAUUGUGCUUUCUAACUGUAACCCAGCACUGUGCAUUUUACAUGGAGUCUGGCAUUGUACAUGGUUACAGCUACCAGCACUACGUUGAACUGCACAUUUCGUCACACUGUAAGGUAAUGCCCUUGUCGGAGAUAUAUUUCAUUUGAUGAGCUGUGUAAAUAAGACCUAUAUUUUGUAUACAGUAUAUUCUAGCAGAAACCCAGUAAUGUGUGUGCUAACAGACCUUGGCUGACUGUGAUUAGAGUCCCUUGGUGACACAGCACUACAGUUGAAUAAUUAGCAGUUCUGAUUUACAUUUGGGACACUCCAGAAAGAGGUCAUGCUUUAAAACGGCACCUUAGCUAUUUGUUUAAUGCUUUGCAAAAACCUUUAUUUGCAUUACAGCAUAUUUACUGAUAUGUGUUCUGAUCGACAUCUUUACUAAGCCUGAAUCUCUGUGGGGCAGACCUGUUUAUAGAUUAUUUUAAGCAUCUCACUGCAGCUGUUAAUUUGUAUUUCGUGUACCUGGCAAGGCUUCACACAACCACUUCCUUUCUGUUCUCAGUUCCAGUGAAAUUGUGGGAGACGUGGCCCCAUAUUGCACUAACCUUUACCAGGGAGUUCGCCAGUGUUCUUUGCAUUGCUCCUUCUAUUACCCAUACACUUCCGAUUAUAGAAUAUUUAUUGUAAAUAUCACUGAAGAAGUUAGAUUAUUAUAUCAAGACUGAUAUGAUCGUAUCAGUGGCCAAAAGGCAGCUUCCAGCCUUCUAGAACUAUUGCUCCCAUGAUGCUUUGUCAAUUAGACCUGGGGAAGUUGCCUUCUGGCCACUCUAGUGUUCACCUUCUUACAGUAUUAAAGGGACACUAAAGUAAACCAGCACCACUACCAGUAUAGUGGUUCUGGUUUCUGUAACCUGUCCCUGCAUUCUUUUUAGGAAAAGGCAGUGUUUACAUACCUGCCUAGUAGCACAUCUAGUUGCAGUCACUCAGAUGGCCACUAGAGGUGCUUCCUAGUCCAGUGCUGCACAGAGUGCAUGACCUACGUUACUCAUCUCCACGCCCUGCAUGGAGGCACUGAAUGUACAAUGCAUCUCUAUGGGGUUCAGUGCCUCCGCAAUAGCCUCCUCUGGGAUAGCAUUGGAUUGGCUGAGAUUAUCAAGACUGAUUAUAUCCUCCAUGGAGGCGGAGUGAGACUGGCGUGGGAACAAAUUAGUAAAAUCGCCUUUUAACUGAGCUCUAAAGGGAGUGGGGACCUAAAUAAAUAGUUUAACACUAUAGUGUCAGAAAUACAUAUUUGUGUUCCUUUAAUGUAGAGCCUGAAGAAUGUCAUAAACACAUAACCUGCAAUACACAAAGUGUGUAUCAGGACAUCCACAAGAUCAUCCCUUGGAGUGUUGAUGUACUACAUUUCCCUUUAAUUCUCUGCAGAGAACUGUGAGAAGUGUAUUUCAAUAAAGUUCAGGCAGCCAAGGAAAGACAAGAGGAACAAAAAGGCAUUUUUGUAUUUAUGUCCCUGAUUUUUGACAGCGCUGUCACGUCAUGUUGCAGUGACACACUUAUUUUUAAAUUAUGUUGAAGCAAGUCAGAAAAAUUUAUUUUCUGUAGAAAUUUUCAUUGUUUUUUUUUUUUCUUUAUCUAUACUCCACGUGUUGACUGUAAACACAGUUUAAUUUAGUCCAUUUUAACAUUAAAAUGGUGAAGUUUUAUACCAACUGCUAUAAUUUAAUUUUGGGCCUGCACUGGGCUAAGGCAUGAAAUCGUGAUUAUUAUUUUUUAUUUGUAUUUGGAAAGGCAUUGUUACUAUGAUGUAAGAAUAUUUGUUCAUCUCUUUGCAAGUCACAAUAGUGUUAUUUAACUAUUUUACCUUGAAAACAAUUGCUGUUAAAGGGAUGAACCUUGCCCAUGAUGAUGUCUCUGUUUUAAAAGCACUGAUCUAUGUCCUAGCUGGAAAAACUAAACUAAUGCACAGCUACUGCUAGUCCUGUAACAUCUCACUGCUCUUUGAACGUUUACGUCAUAUUAGCUCAAUUCAUUUAGCUACAUACUAAUCAAAAGGUCAGGAAUAGUAUUUAAAACUGGCUUUAGAAAGACCAUUGAAUCGCUGUAGAAUUAAAAUAUGUUUCAAAUGUUUAUUUGGACCAUCUGAGGAUAUAUUGAAUAGCCAUACAAAGUUACUUAAUGAUCUACAUAUUUUAAGAUCAUAUUUUUGCACUAAUUGUUACAUGUACAAGUCUUCUAAUUUUGAUUUUGUAAUAUGAGUUAUUAAUAGGAUUAAGUUCUUGAAUUUCUUUAUGGGUGACUUGCCAAAUUUAUCAAGUGUCAGUCGUGGUAUGAUUUUAUAAAGCAUCUGUUCUCUAAUCUAGUGGGGGCUGAAGGCAUGAAUAACUCUACACUUUGUUAUAUAUACUACAUUCAGGAAAUGUUUUGUUGUUGUUAAAUGUCCCUCCAACUAUUUAAUUGUAAUUGCUGUCUGACAAACUGAUUUGUGUUGACCCCUAAGUCGGUGUGCAAGUCAUGGUAACCUUGGUGCAGGCUCUAAUACAUAACAUUAAUGCGGUUCAUUAUAUUUCUGCUUAUACUAUUAACUAAGCAGUUCAGUAGAUUGGACAGCUUUACCUGUGUGUUGGCCAAUCAAAGAGAGAGACCGAGUGCUCCUGGUGGAGGCCUGUGUUUAUCGAUAUCAAUACACUGGGAUGUUCUGCGUAUUACCAUUGGCUAUUUACCAAGGAGAUAACUAUCCUGUACAUCACACUGAACAGGUCCAACACAUUUGUCACUUGGACUGAUGUAUACAAACUCCUGUCACUAUCUGGUCUCUUGUUAAUGUAAAUGUUUUAUUUUUCCAACUUUUCACAAGCAGUUUUUUUUUAAAUUGGGGUUUUAAUCAACCAGUGGAUCUUGCCAAUGUUUUUGAAUCCAAAAUGUCAUCUGACACAGACCUAAAAAGUACUGCCUUGCAGUGUGCAGAAUUCAUAUGAAGCAGAAAUGGAAUAAACUCAAGACCCCUGCUACUAGCCAGACCUAAAAGCUCAUUGCCGCUGCAAGCCUGGAGGGCCAUGCAACACUCACCAGUGGUGAAUGUCUCCUUGCAAAUGGCUAGCAGAAAGUGUGAGCCCAGAGAUUGUCAAGGAGCUGCAUUGAUUAGUUACUUGAUUACCCUUCAGCAGCUCGUGAAUUCUAUACAUUACAAGAUGACAUUUUCCAUGUGCUUCCCUUCGGCUUGUAAAAGUGAUGUCUAGUAGAAUACAGUGAAGCCGGCUUUCCUUCGUCCAGCUGCUAAACCCAACCCUUGUUCUAGUUCUGCUAUAUAUUUAAUGUGCCAUUCGUUGCAGCAGACGUGCACUAUUUGAUUAACUCACCUCACAUAUAUGGAGUCAAUAAGAUUUUCUUAUGCCUGUCCUGGAUAUUGUAUGGUGCAGUUUGAGGUUUGUUUAAAAUGGCAAAUUACAGGCAGGCACCUGUUUAAACGAUGAAACGAAACUGCAUAACUGAUUUAAGAGCUUGGUAAAGUUAGAAUAAAUGUUUUCAUUCUCAAGCCAUCUUUCUUCUGAAAGUCACUUUAAUUUGCUAGUCUCCUAGUUGGGCCCAUAAACGCACUAUGCUGUGGAACAGCACAUAAAAAGAGAUGGCAUGCUGUAUGAUUGGAGUGAGAAAUCAAGUAAUUAAAAUCAAUUCUAGUUAUACUUCCUUGCUUCAUGAAUUGACAUUGUUUUCUACAUUCUGCAGAGCAGCACUUUUUUUUUAGACUGCCCAUCGGUUUAAAGACCGUUGUAAAGUGGGUAGUGAUUGUCUCCACUUAGAGGCACUUUGGUGAAUAACCCUAAAGCCCUAAUUUGAGUUGGGAAACUCGGUGUCUUCUUAAAUAGGCAAUCUACGCACCAUAACCAGCUUGGUAUGUCCAGUAUUUUCUCAAAGUGAGUUAUGGGGUUGCACAAAAACUAUCUAGGGCAGGGAAAUGUUUGGUACUCUAGCUGUUGUUGACGACAUCUCCCUUAAUACUUAUAGCCAUAAUUCUGGCAAAGCAUCAGCAAAGAUGUCCACAAAAGAGUGCUGAAGGUAGCCUAGUCCUGAUUUUAGGGCAUACGUGAGAUAAUUUUUUUUUUAUUUACCCCAUGAUUUGGGUAAUGCACAGCUGUUUUUGUGUGUGAUCUUUUAUUCUCCUCUGAAAUAACUGAGUUGUCUUCAGGUAGUGAAGGAACCAUAACAUAUCUGACCUGUCAACAGCCCCAGUUUGUUUCAUUCAAUAAGCGCUUCUAGUGGCAUGUCACUCACAACCACUUAUUGUGAUCCAAAGCCCUGCGUCCAACUGUAUUUUUCUGUUUGUUUGUAAUUCACUGUGACUUAAUUUUUUGUAAAACUGUGAAACUUUUAGAAGCUUGGAAAGCUUCCCCUCCCUACAAAAAAAAUUAUCAUGUACUUUUUAAAUCAACUUUAUGCACAAAUGAUUAUAUGAACUUAUGUUUUGGGAAAUGUAUUUAUUUUGUUAGCUGCUGGGGAAAUAAAGUGUGUUUAUGCCAGAGAUGGCACUGCUGCCCUGAAGAAUCUGAAUUGUCCUUUGUGACCAGUGACCUCAGUCCUAAUACAAUUUAACCCAACUUUACCAUUGCCUGGGGUGGAAGUAAUUGGUGGCAUGGAAAGGAAAUUCUGCCGUGUGAAUUGUCCUAGUUUAGGCAUUUCAGGGUGGCAGUGCCAAGGGAAAGGAUGGUGCAUGUGUGGGCCCUUAGAUAUGUGAGCAUCAUUGCUCAAAAUGCUGCAUGUAUGCAUACUUUGUGUUUAAUUUUGCAGAGCUGGAGACCAGUCAGAAUAAAGAAUGUUUAAGCCUCUUCUGAGUCCCAUUUGUGCAGUUGGUUUUUGUGAAUAAACGUGCAAUUUUUUCCAAUACCGGGCACUUAAUUUCACUUCUGGUUCUUUGACUGUCCAGCCAAAGGGGUUUUACAUUCAGGGAUGUGUGUUAAUUGUCAUGAAGUCAAAUUUUAGGACGAAAAAAAGCUGAGAACUGCCUUGAAGAAUGUGUCUAAUUUGGGCUAAAAU